AUGUGGGAAUUAGCGAAAGCGCAUCAAAUGAGAUAUAACAAUCGACGCCUCAUUGCUAAGUUGAACACAAUAGCCUGGGCCAGUGCUCUACAACUGCACCCCAGGGAUCCCCUCCAGUUAGCUAUGACAGCGAUGGACCCAUUUGCUUUCCCAUUCUCUGCAACUGUGAUGGAACAUACGUCAUUAUCAGCAUGGUCUCAGUCUUCGAUCUCAGUCUCCGACUCACCAGCAUCAACUGAUCUCGAGGUAUGGAGCAUGACUGACGAAGAGAUUAUCAGUCUAUCAAGCACUAAAUGGAAGUCGAAGUGCUAUGAUCAUUACAAUGUGAGCCUCAAGCGCAUCUACAAAGAUGACAAGACCCCGCUGUUCUUGCAGUUCGGCUUUACAUGCAAAUUCGAUCCGAAGAAUCACAGAACACAUUAUCGUGAUCAGAUGAAGACAGGAGAUGGAACCAAGAACCUUGAUCGGGGGAUACAGGGGUGUUGCAAGUGGCGCGGAGUUGAGCCGACCAGUACUGUACACCUCAUCAUCGAUGGGUGGACAGCCCCCUUUGUUGCGUCAUACCUAGGAAUCAUUAUCGUCUGGUUUGAUGGCACCAGGUUAUGGCGUGCAAUAUUGGAGUUUAUUCGCUUGACGGAAAAGCAUACUGGUGCUUAUCUGGCCCACAAGAUUGCUGAUUGUAUGCACCAUUUUGGGUUGGAGAAAAAG
This is a messenger RNA of Laetiporus sulphureus 93-53, 708 nucleotides long. RefSeq lists its product as uncharacterized. NCBI's taxonomy places the organism in Eukaryota, Fungi, Basidiomycota, Agaricomycetes, Polyporales, Laetiporaceae. The annotation marks the transcript as partial. The record is from RefSeq and is a predicted model, not a curated record. The transcript has 6 exons.